AUGGAUUUACAAGCUACUGGGGAUGAAAGAAUGCUGAAAUUGAAUGAACUUGAUGAGUUUCGUCACGAAGCUUAUGAAAAUGCUCGUAUUUACAAAGAAAAUACCAAGAUGUGGCACGACAAGCAUAUAAUGAAGAAAAACUUUGAAGUGGGUCAACAAGUACUGCUUUACAAUUCUAGACUUAGACUCUUUCCCGGAAAACUUAAGUGUAGAUGGUUCGGACCCUUCAUAGUUACCCAAGUCUACCCAUAUGGAGCUGUUGAGAUCUCACAUGAGGAAAAUGGUACAUUUAAGGUGAAUGGGCAGCGAUUGAAGUCAUAUAUAGAUGGAGCUUUGAGUUGCGAGUCACUGCCUAUCAAACUCGACAUUCUGGAAUGA
Molecule: messenger RNA, 378 nt
Organism: Pistacia vera
Lineage: Eukaryota; Viridiplantae; Streptophyta; Magnoliopsida; Sapindales; Anacardiaceae
Exons: 1
Coding region: 1-378 (125 amino acids)
Source: RefSeq, a predicted model, not a curated record